AUGCCUAUCCGUACAAUAAAUGUUAGAAUUGACACUUUCUUCACAGGAACCGAAGCGCAAUGUGACAAGAAUUUGAAAGCAAGAAGAUCUGCUACUCAACAACCUGCAACAACAGCUAAAACGGCUGUAGCCACAGCAGAAAGUUUACCGCAGUCGACGCAGACGGCAUUUGAUGUAGUCACAGCAGCAGCGAAAACCAAACGAGGAGCACCGGUACCUACAGUACCCAGUGAAAAUGAUAAAGCUGAAAGCAAUGAUACAACGGCAACUGAGAAAGAAAAAAGUUCGUCUCAUAGUCAUGUGGUUGCUGAUUCUAAUAAAAAUCCGGUCAAUCAAGGUGCCUCAGGUUCUGCUGAUCCAUCUCUACCUGUACAGCAAUCGAAGGAAAAGUCGAUAAGUGAGCUCGAUAUAAAUGAGCUUAUUGAUUUUUUUGAAAGUAUUCAUGAUGAUGAGAGCCGAAAAGAACAAGAAACGACAACAACAACAGAUUUAGUUCAAAGAGAAGGGAAUGGAGAUGAAGAGGAGCAGGAAGUAGUGGAUGUGAGCCAGCAUGAUGAUGAGAAUCAGGAUGGUAAUGAUUUUGAUGAUCCGGAUGCCGAAAAUGGUGAGGUCAACGCUUACAAGCUUUAA
This is a messenger RNA of Didymodactylos carnosus, 630 nucleotides long. Lineage: Eukaryota; Metazoa; Rotifera; Eurotatoria; Philodinida; Philodinidae. The record is from the annotation of a GenBank genome assembly.